GCUCCAUCUUGAGUAAACAGCAGCAAGAGAAAACCUCAGUUCUAAUAAAGGAAGACGAGGACAGAACGUCUGCAGGAUCCAGCUGUCUGUGAUGGCGGACCCAUCCAGACCUCCAGACUUGAGGACUGGACCAGACCCAUCAGACACAAAAGGUCAGAACCACAGAUGGAGAACAGAAACUCCAGAACUGGACUGUGUGUCUAUGAAGAGUGACUGGUCCAUGCCAAAUCCUCCAGACUUCAGUGCUGGACCUGGACCUUCAGACUCACAGAGGAAGAGGAGUGGUGUCUGUGAGGAAGAGCAGCUGUCCUGCUGUCCUUUGUGUCAGGACGUCCUGAAGGAUCCAGUCUCUACCGGCUGUGGACACUGGUUCUGCAGAUGCUGCAUCAGCUCAUACUGGGACCAGUCUGCUUCAUCAGGAGGCUCCUCCUGUCCCCAGUGUGGGAACAGACCCAGAACCAGAACUGGACUGCAGACAGCUGGUCAGAGCAGAACUGUAGCAGCAGAUGUUGGUCUGCAGGAGGUUUUAGAACAUAAAAUCAGUCUGAGGAGGAGAUGUGAACAUGUGACUGAAGGAACUGAUGGAACAGGAAGUAGAACCCUCCUCAACAGGACCUACACUGAGCUCUUCAUCACAGAGGGACAGAGUGAAGAAGUUAAUACCCAACAUGAGGUGAGGCAGCUGGAGACCGCUUCCAAGAUCAACACCCUCCAUGGCACUCCAAUCAGGUGCCACGACAUCUUUAAAACCUUACCUGACCAACAUGAACCAAUCAGAGUGGUUCUGACCAACGGCGUCUCUGGUGUUGGAAAAACCUUCUCAGUGCAGAAGUUCACUCUGGACUGGGCAGAGGGUUUGGAGAACCAAGAUGUCAGUGUGGUGGUUCUGCUUUCAUUCAGGGAGCUGAACUUGAUCAGAGAUGAUCAGUACAGUCUUCUCCAGCUGCUCCAUGUUUUCCAUCCAACAUUACAGAAGAUCCCAGCAGAGCAGCUGGCUGUCUGGAAACUUCUCUUCAUCUUUGAUGGUCUGGAUGAAAGCAGACUUUCUCUGGACUUCAACAACACUGAGGUUGUUUCUGAUGUCACACAGAAGUCUUCAGUCAACGUGCUGCUGACAAACCUCAUCAAGGGGAAUCUGCUGCCCUCGGCUCUCAUCUGGAUCACUUCCAGACCUGCAGCAGCCAAUCAGAUCCCUCCUACAUGUGUUGACAGGGUAACAGAAGUACGAGGCUUCACUGAUGUCCAGAAGGAGGAGUACUUCAGGAGGAGAUUCAGUGAUGAAGAGAUGUCCAGUAGAAUCAUCUCCCACAUGAAGACAUCCAGGAGCCUCCACAUCAUGUGUGGAAUCCCAGUCUUCUGCUGGAUCACUGCUACAGUUCUGGAGCACAUGUUGACCACAGAGCAGAGAGGAGAGCUGCCCAAGACCAUGACGGACAUGUACUCACACUUCCUGAUGGUCCAGACAAAGAGGAAGAAGAACAAGUACCAUGAGGGACAUGAGACGAGUCCACAGGAGCUGAUGGAGGCUGACAGGGAAGUUCUUCUGAAGCUGGGGAGGCUGGCGUUUGAACAUCUGGAGAAAGGAAACAUCAUGUUCUACCAAGAAGACCUGGAGCAGUGUGGUCUGGAUGUCACAGAGGCCUCGGUGUUCUCAGGAGUUUGUACUGAGAUCUUCAGAAGAGAGUGUGUGAUCUUCCAGAAACCAGUUUACUGCUUCGUUCAUCUGAGUGUUCAGGAGUUUCUGGCUGCAGUCUACAUGAUGCACAGUUACAUCAACAGGAACACAGAGGUGCUGAAGAAAUUCCCGGGGAGAGACUGGGAUGAUGAUGAUGGCGAAAAUGAUAAUGAUUAUAAUGAUGAUGAUAAUAAUGGUGAUGAUGAUGAUGAUUACAGUGAUGAUGGGGAUGGCGAUAAUGAUUAUAAUGAUGAAGAUGACACUAGUGUGAUCGAAGAAUCCUUUAAAAGUAAAAAUGGCCACCUGGACCUGUUCACUCGCUUCCUUCAUGGCCUCUCUCUGCAGUCCAACCAGAGACUCUUAGCAGGCCUGUUGGGUCAGACAGAGAACAGUCCAGAAACCAUCCAGAGAGCCAUAGAUAACCUGAAGAACAUGAACACUGGUAACAUCAGUCCUGACAGAAGCAUCAACAUCUUCCACUGUCUGAUGGAGAUGAACGACCUCUCAGUUUAUCAGGAGAUUCAAGAGUUCCUGAGGUCAGAGAACAGAUCAGAGAAGAAGCUCUCAGAUAUCCAGUGUUCAGCUCUGGCCUACAUGCUGCAGAUGUCAGAGGAGGUUCUGGAUGAGUUGGACCUGAUGAAGUACAACACUACAGAUGGAGGACGACGGAGACUGAUCCCAGCUGUGAGGAACUGCAGGAAGUUUCGACUUGAGUUUUGCCAACUCCUUGAGGCUGACUGUGAAGUUAUCGCCUCAGCUCUGAAGUCCAACCCCUCCCAUCUGACAGAGGCAGACCUCAGUAACAUCAGGCUGGAAGAUUCAGGAGUUAAGAAGCUGUGUGAUGGACUGGAGAGUCCAAACUGUCGACUGGAGACUCUGAGGGAUAAAGCUGUGGAGACAGAGGACGAGUUUGGUUCCGUCAUGAAGGGAGGGGAGGUGGGCGCUGAGGCUGUGAUGAUUGUGUCAGAGCUCGCUGGAGAAUUGGUGGGGGAGGAUGAAGUGGAAUAG
Melanotaenia boesemani (Boeseman's rainbowfish) is the source of this 2683-nucleotide messenger RNA. RefSeq names its product NLR family CARD domain-containing protein 3-like. The transcript is spliced from 10 exons. Lineage: Eukaryota; Metazoa; Chordata; Actinopteri; Atheriniformes; Melanotaeniidae. The record is from RefSeq and is a predicted model, not a curated record. Bases 92 to 2683 code for a protein of 863 amino acids.